This is a messenger RNA of Cuscuta campestris, 1509 nucleotides long. The record is from the annotation of a GenBank genome assembly. NCBI's taxonomy places the organism in Eukaryota, Viridiplantae, Streptophyta, Magnoliopsida, Solanales, Convolvulaceae.
AAAAAUUAUUGUAGGAAUAAUUCCACUUUUUUUUUUCAAAAAAAAAAAUCCACUUUAUAUGUGCUAUAAUUUUUCAAUCCAACUCUAGUAUCGGGCCGGUUUGCAUAAGGAGAUUGGGGUGCCUCACUUUACAUUUUACAUAUAGAUGAAGCCCACUACGAUUUCGCCCUGUUAGCUCCUCCGGCCUUCUUCCCGUUCGACUGUUCACCGUUCUUCUUCACGCAGCCAAUCUCAGAGCGAACAGCAUUGUGUGUGCGUGUAGGGCAUGCUGGAAACUGAAAAUUUGGGGAGAUAUGGCAAGAGUAAUGGCGGGGAAGGUAGUAAAAUCUGUAGCAAAAGCAGUUUCAGAGUACCAAUACCCAUUGCAAGAGAAGAUGGCAAAGUACAAGAAUGAACUGUCAAAGGGUGUUUGGGGCUAUUGGGAACUUGGAGCAUGGAAACCGCUAGGCAUCAGUGCUCGUAGGCGGGCCCGGCUUCGCAAAGAAGUUCUACUCGCUGGGCAGGACUGGACUUUCGAUCCAGAAAGGAAGGAAAUGAGAAAGAAGCAGAAAGGGCACAAAUGUGACAGAAUUGCAGCGGAGAAGCGAGCAAAGACAGCUGAACUGAUGCAGCAAAUGCCCAAAAUGUUGGCAGAUUAUAGGAAGAGAAGAUGGGAGAGGAAGAUGAAAGCCGAUGAGGAUGCCGCUAGGAAAGCCCUGCAAGAGUAAGUUCACACCAUUUUCUAGUCUAGUCUGGACGAACGGAUGAGUUAACGAUUAUGAAACCAAAUAAUGUUUUGAGUCGCGCUAGGGUAACCCCAACAUUUUGGGGUUACCGUGGCCCCAAACUUUGCACAGACAGUAAAUGUCCAUGCAGCACUGACAGUUAUUGUCUGUCCGAAGCUUGGGGGUCAUGGUAACCCUAAAAUGUAGGGGGGUUACCCUAGCUUUAUUCUGAUGUUUUUGCAUCAUCCAUUUUGUUUUCUGUUAUUUUAUGGCCUCAUUGACAUGGUUGAGGAUGAUUUGCCUACUGUGUACUGAAAUUCUUGAGCCCUUGGGUUCAAGGAAUGUCCUAUUAACUAUAGGGAAUGUCAGAUUCUUGGAGACACUUGAUCACUGAAUCAGUGGAAUGUGUUCGAAAUGUGUUUGGUGAAGAUUGUGGGAGUGUUAUACUAACAUCCGGAAUCGCCCCAUUGUCAGCUCCGGCGACGACUCGCCGUUUGCAUAAAUGUUUGGUAGUAAUUUUGGAUCUUUAUCGCCAACUGUUCGGUAAAUUUCCUCAGUGAGCCUGCCAUUGGUUUCGAUCACACUUUGAGAUUUUUCGAGUCAGCCAGUGACCAGAGAGUGUUUGUGUUUCUAAUAAUGAAGAGCUCUUGGCAUCGGAAAGAGCUUCCCUUUCUCAUUCUCUAUGCUCUAGUUUUCUAUGCAAUCAUCAUCCGACGCGCACUCCAGCUCUCCCAUGAUCAUUACACCCAGCUUCAUGGAUUGCGGCACAGUGGGAUCAUCCGCAGACUAAAUGUAAUUUAUUAUA